GAGUCAUUUCAUUAUUAGUUGUAAACAGCGCCUACUUGCUAUGGCUGAAUGCCGACUGGCAUAUCUUCGCGAAUGAAAAUUACGCAUUUUACCAACCCAUGUGAUUAGCUACAGUAAUGGCCGUCACUGUGUACAGCUGUUUUAGGCGGUAGGAUAAGAGUUUGACAGCUGUGUGUCACUUUAUUCUAGACUUCAUUUAGAGUGCAUGUGUAAUGAAAGGUCUGUAGAUCACGAGACUAAACUAACCUCAAUGUCUGGGGAGUUCACUCAUCUGAAAGGACAACUGAUAACAGAAGAUAAGUCACGAGCUAGUUCGGUUGCAUCUCUUUCAUCCGACGAAGUAACUGUUUUGCCCGAGGUUUGCUUUGCUCCGGGUUCCAAUAACGGAGGCACCAUAGAUUCCCCAAGGGUAAACAGAGAGAACCAACCGCUUUUGGGGCGGAUGGAAUCUGAUGUGACAUUUAAUUGCUUUCCAGAUGACCCCCAAUUCUCGGAGCUUGUUAGGCAGGCAGAAAUUGCUAUCGACAAUGGGAUUCUACCAGAAAGAAUUUACCAGGGUUCCAGUGGCAGCUAUUUUGUCAAGAAUCCAAGUGGGAAGGUGAUCGCGGUGUUCAAGCCGCGGGACGAGGAGCCGUACGGCCGGCUGAACCCCAAGUGGACCAAGUGGAUGCACAAGCUGUGCUGCCCCUGCUGCUUCGGCCGGUCGUGCCUCAUCCCGAACCAGGGCUACCUGUCCGAGUCGGGGGCCAGCGUCGUGGACCAGAAGCUGCAGCUCAAGGUCGUGCCCAAGACCAAGGUGGUGAAACUGGUGAGCGAGACAUUCAACUACCCACGCAUCGACCGGCAGAAGUCGCGUGUGAAGCGAGUCAUCACAGAACACUUCCCCAACGUAGGGCGCCACUUCAACAGGAUCAGCUUGCCACCCAAGGAGGGAUCGUUCCAGAUGUUUGUGGACGGCUACAAGGACGCGGACUAUUGGCUGCGGAGGUUCGAGGUGGACCCGCUUUCCCCCAAGGUCCAGCACGACUUCCAGUUGAAGUUCGAGCGCUUGGUGGUGCUGGACUACAUCAUCCGCAACACCGACCGCGGCAACGACAACUGGCUCAUCAAGUACGAGCAGCCCAACGUCGAUGUGAUAGGCAGCUCGGUGAACGGGGAGCUGGAAGACGCGACGGAGUGGAACAUGGUGCAGAUGCCGCAGAUUGAUAUAGCGGCAAUCGACAACGGCCUGGCGUUCCCCUUCAAGCACCCGGACAGCUGGCGAGCCUACCCCUACCACUGGGCAUGGCUGUCGCAGGCGAAGGUGCCCUUCAGCCCGGAGAUACGGGAGCUCGUGCUCCCGCAGCUGUCGGACAUGAACUUCGUGCAGGACCUGUGCGACGAUCUCUACCUCCUGUUCAAGCAAGACAAGGGUUUCGACCGACACCUGUUCGAGAAACAGAUGAGUGUGAUGCGAGGUCAAAUCUUGAACCUCACGCAGGCCUUGAAGGAUGGGAAGAGCCCCGUCCAGCUGGUGCAGAUGCCUGCCGUUAUUGUAGAGAGAUCCAAGGGACACGUUGGUACCACGUCACGAUUCCGCUCUUUCAGCGACACUUUCACCCAACGUUUCCAGAACAAGAGCCCGUUCUUCUCGUGGUGUUGAUGGCUCUUGCUGUGGUCCGUGUCAAUGAACGUUCGUGGCACACCUUGCCACCGUGACUUUCCCGUUCUUCGUUGGCUUGCGUGCAAGUGCAAGUCAAAGCUGUGUCGUCUGCUGUCGCGAGUAAAGUUUGGUACUGUUGCAUGAGAGGUUCCGUCUCCAUUGCUGGUAAUCGUGGCAUGUGCUUACAUGAUUGGGUAAGGGGGAGAAGUUCAGCUGGUUGGUCCUAGGAUGCUUUAUACACUACAUAAUUUAAAGAUUUAAGUGCAAUGUCUUUUAUAGCUCUUGGUAUUGGAAAAAAUAAUUGUUUAUACACAUUUUGUCAAAGUGUUUUCAACUUACGUUCUCAGGUAGUGUGUUAUCUUAGUUACAAGUAAUAAAUAGUUGAAUAGUAGGUAAAGCACCCAGGCUAAAAUUAUUUCAAUGUCUUAAGUAAGGCAUGUUCUUGAUAAAAUUAUGUUCAGAAAGUUUUUUAUUGUUUUGUUUUUAUUUGUUAUUAAGAAUAAUUGUAAUAAAAUAUUUCUAUUUAGUUUGGAAUCUGUUGGGAUCAAUGGAUUGAAACUGAAAAUUGUAUAGCUAAAGGCAUUAUUAUUAAAAUUAUUAAUUUUUUUAUUAAAAAAUAUUUCAUAAUAUUACUAUGUAUGUAAAUGUGUUUUGAUGAAUGACCCAGAGAAGCAUAUUUAUCAUUGUGAUUUUCAUAGUUAAUAUUAAAGAUAUAAUAUAUAGUCAUGAUAUUGCUUAUAAGUUAAAAGGAAAGUAAUUCCAUAUGUAUUUGUGUCUUGUAUUACUUUUCUUUGUGAAAUCUGUAAUUGUGGUCUAGAUUUUUUGUUUUUUCUGCAUUGUGUACAGGUUUAUAUUUCAUUGUUUUGGGAACACACAUUAGACAACUUACAUUUUGGAACCAGAUGCCGAAUCUGUUUAGCUCCUGUCAGCUUCUUUAUGUAUUUUUUUUGUUACCAUAAAAAAAAAUUGUGAUGGUAUUAUGUUUAUGAAGUAGGUAAUAAAGUAAUAUAUUUUUGUACCUUCACUUGCUUUAACAAGAGUAUUCUCAUGCUGAAAAUCAUAGUGCUAGGUGAAGCUUGAAAUUUCAGAAAUGAACUAACUGAACAUGUGAGUUGGUUUGGUUCAAAGUGUCAUGUCAAUAAGUUUGAAAAAUUGAAUGUUAGUUGGCAAAUUUUUUUUGCCUUGAACUCUAAUUAGUAGGCUUGUUCAGUUCCUCUAUCUCUUGGUUUCUUGAAUUGUAAGCAAAAAUAUAUAAAUGAGUGCCGAUAGGCUGAACUGGAAAAUAUGAAUGUAUCUUCGCCAUCAAGAUCUGGAAGCCAUAUAGUUCAUGGUUUGAAUUUAGCCCAAAGUUUUAGGCUAGUGAAAAAGUGUUUUCUUCUUUUUUUUGUUGUUGAAUUACAAUUUCCAAUUGCCAUUUGUUGACUCAGGAGAAAUGACAAAACUCCAUCCAUAUUUUUAUUUUAGUUUAUCAAUUAGGAAUUUUUUUAUAUAAUAACCAAAACAGAGGUUUUUGAUAAAAAAAAAACUGAACCGAAUACUUACUGUUUGCAAAAAUUGAGGAAUAUUUUAGCAAGGUUUGUUCAGAGUACAAACCAAAAAAAUUUGUCCUUGGUUCAGUUUGUUUUGAAGCUAAAAAAAAACCAAGGUUCGCCCAGCUCUGGAGAAUCGUACAUGAAACAAUGGAAGUUGGGUCUUCUGUGUCAACUUCUUAUGUGACAGUUAACUAACGGCUAGUAUUUUCUUAUUCCUAUUGGAUUUAGAGUAGUAAAGGAAAUAUGUUUACAGUGCUUUGCCAAGUGUUUGAAAUUAAUUUUCAAGAAAACAACAGUUUUCAUUGUACUUUGAUUUUGAAAUAACUGCACAUGAUGUAUUUUAAUAUUUUUUGUUAAUUGUUUUUGGUGCUUUUUUUUCCCCUUCAAAAUAUGAACUUUUUAGCUGCGAGAAAUUUUUUUUUAACCAAUAUUCAAUCUAAUUGAUAUCUCCGUGCUUACCAAGCUGUUAAAUCAUUUAAUAAGCAUGAUAUUAACCAUAUGUUUAUAGACCACGAGUACAGAUCAAAAUAAUUUAAUCUUGUUAAGUAGGAAACCUAUUUAGAGUGUUUCAUAAAAUUGUUAUAUUAAUAUUGGUUGUAACAGAGCUAUGAUACAUGAAUACAUUCCCAGCAUAUGUAGGCAAAUGAAUUACUUAUUUUAUGUAUAAUACCAGAAAACAUAAACAUUGAAUUUUUUUUUAUUGCAUAUAAUUACCCACUACUAUAUAUUAUGAAUGGCUGUUAACAUUAAGGUGUUAAUUAAUUUCAUCUUACUCAAAAUCCCAAUGUAAAUUAAAAAGGUACAUUAAAAGCCAUUUUUCAUGAUUAA
This is a messenger RNA of Bacillus rossius redtenbacheri, 4002 nucleotides long. It is a transcript of the gene Pi4KIIalpha, whose product is annotated as phosphatidylinositol 4-kinase type 2-alpha. The transcript has 8 exons. Bases 206 to 1642 code for a protein of 478 amino acids. The record is from RefSeq and is a predicted model, not a curated record. Gene Ontology annotation, molecular function: 1-phosphatidylinositol 4-kinase activity. Gene Ontology annotation, biological process: Golgi organization; phosphatidylinositol phosphate biosynthetic process; endosome organization. Gene Ontology annotation, cellular component: plasma membrane; endosome; lysosomal membrane. NCBI's taxonomy places the organism in Eukaryota, Metazoa, Arthropoda, Insecta, Phasmatodea, Bacillidae.